Molecule: messenger RNA, 1354 nt
Organism: Macadamia integrifolia
Lineage: Eukaryota; Viridiplantae; Streptophyta; Magnoliopsida; Proteales; Proteaceae
Product: AP2/ERF and B3 domain-containing transcription factor RAV1-like
Exons: 1
Coding region: 115-1206 (363 amino acids)
Biological process (GO): regulation of DNA-templated transcription
Molecular function (GO): DNA binding; DNA-binding transcription factor activity
Source: RefSeq, a predicted model, not a curated record
CAAUAGAGAUAUCUCUCAUUUCCUUAUUCACUCAUCACUCCUCCCUUCCUUCCUUCAUUCUCACAACGCUUUAGAUUUUCUUGAACCCAAAAAGACCAAAAAAAAAAAAAAAUUAUGGAAAGCAGUUGCAUAGAGGAGAGCACUAGUGAUUCAGCUUCAGCUACACCCUCUGUGUCACCGGCGACGAAUUUAACUUCACCGCCACCGGAGAAUCUAUGCCGAGUCGGAAGUGGAUCAAGCGUAGUCCUCGACUCAGAGGCGGAAUCACGAAAGCUCCCUUCCUCCCAAUACAAAGGAGUAGUUCCUCAACCCAACGGUCGCUGGGGAGCUCAGAUUUACGAGAAACACCAACGAGUUUGGCUUGGAACCUUCAACGAAGAAAAAGAAGCCGCUAAAGCCUACGAUAUCGCCGCCCAAAGGUUCCGCGGCCGUGAUGCUGUUACAAACUUCAAACCCUUAUCGGAUAACGAACAAGACGACAUACAAUCACUCUUCUUGAAUUCACAUUCUAAGUCCGAAAUCGUCGAUAUGUUACGUAAGCACACCUACAACGACGAACUCCUCCAGAGCCAACGUAAUUACGGUGGCGGUGGCGGUGGCGGUGGCUCCGAUGAGAGAAACAAGAGAGAAGAAUUAUCGGCUGCGAAAGCCCGAGAGCAGCUCUUCGAUAAGGCAGUGACGCCGAGCGAUGUCGGAAAGCUGAACAGGUUGGUGAUACCAAAGCAACACGCAGAGAAGCACUUCCCUCUACAAAUAGGUAAUAAUUCAAAAGGUGUUUUAUUGAAUUUUGAAGAUAAUGGAGGGAAGGUGUGGAGGUUUAGGUAUUCAUAUUGGAAUAGUAGUCAAAGCUAUGUGUUGACCAAAGGUUGGAGUAGGUUUGUGAAGGAGAAGAACUUGAAGGCUGGUGAUAUCGUUAGUUUCCAGAGAUCUACUGGAGAUGAGAAGCAGCUUUACAUUGAUUGGAAGGCAAGGAUGAUGAGUACUGGGUAUGGUCUUGGGUCAUUACAAAUGGUUCAACCGGUUAUAUCCGUCCAUCCGGUUCAGGUUGUUAGGCUUUUUGGAGUCAACCUAUUCAAGACACCUACGGUCAACAGUGUUGUCGGUAGCAGUAGUAGUUGGAGUGGUAAGAGGGUGAGAGAGAUGGACUUCUCAUCAUCUUUAGACUUGGAUUGCUGCAAGAAGCAUCAUGUUGUGGGAGCUUUGUAACAUUUUCUUUACUUUUUUUUUUUUUUUUCACAUAGUAAUGUUGGUGCGCCCAAAGUUAAUUUCUAGAUUUUUUUUUUUUUUGGAAAGUUGAUGUGUAUAAUAUUAUCCUAGAGGAAGCCGAAAAUGUUGAAAUUAGAUCCAAUGGAUA